AUGAACUCUACAAAAAAAAGAAGAAAAUCAAAUGACAGUGACAGAUCAGAAUAUGGAUAUAUAGAAGAACUAAUAAAAUCUUGGGAUAAUAUGAGCGACAUGGAUGAUUUUGAUAAUGAAUAUGACUUAAUGCCUCCUUUUGAAGAUAGAGCUCAUUGGAAUGUUUCUUUUCCUAAAGUACCAACACAAAUUACACAAGGUAGCACAGUGAAUAUGGCAAUUUUACCUAAUUACCCUCACAUAGGACCAGGAAAUCCAAUUUAUGGCUCUAGCUCUAAUGAAAUGGAUGAAAUAGCAAGAAAGCAUGAUUUGGCAUAUUUGGAAGCCAAAAGUCCAAUAGAUGUAAUGAAAGCAGAUGAAAUAUUCUUAAAUAAUAUGAAAGCAUAUGAGCCUCAAAAUUCCAGCGUUCCACCUGAAGAUCCCGAAGACGUUACAUUUGAUGAAAUAUCUCAAUUUUCCCAAGGAACGAAACGCACAAAUACUGAAAAUACAGAAACCGUUCCAUCUAAAGUUAAAGUUAUUGAAGAACCUUCAACAUCUAAAAUAUCUGCAACUGUUGGACAUAAAAGGCCAUCUUCUACAGAAGCUAUUGCAGACAUCGCCGCUAAAAAAACAGCUGGAACCUCUGAUCAAGGAAGUUCUUCUUCCGUUGGACCGCAAUCUCAACAACAAGACCCAAAUCCUGCAGGACAUUCAGCUAAUACUGGAGGACCAACUAAUACAGAGGCAGGAAUAAAGAAGGCUCAAAUUACUGGUUCAUUAAGUGAAUUUAAGUGA
This is a messenger RNA of Brassicogethes aeneus, 777 nucleotides long. The record is from the annotation of a GenBank genome assembly. Lineage: Eukaryota; Metazoa; Arthropoda; Insecta; Coleoptera; Nitidulidae.